CGCGUCGCGGCUGCGCGGUUGGGCGGCGCUCAGUGGCUUUGCAGGACGGAGGUGGAGCCACAUGAGGCGAUCGGCGAGGCGCAUCGUCGAGGUGAGCUGGGAGGACUUGCAACGUGCCGCCGGUCCGCCUUCUCCGCGGGUCUUCGAGGCGAAGGAGCGGCUCUUUGGGGCUGCGAUGCCCCAGCUGAAGUUCUGGCACGACGCAGCUGGGUGGUGCCCACAUUGCAUGGUGUCCUGGGUGGUCUUGGAGGAGCUGCGAGUACCUUAUGUGAUGGACGUGACGCCCCUGCGUGCCUACCUGAAGGAUGGGGAGAAGAAGAAGCAGCGCAUGGUGCCGGUGAUUCAACUCAUCGAUGAGAUCUUGCCGAAGAGGGAGGUCUUCGGCGGUCGGUCUCCGUGCCAUGAUCCACCAUUUGAUUCGAUUUCAGAUGCAAAGGAGCGCAGUAGUGCAAGCGAAUGGAUCUUCGAGGAUGCGUUGAAACAUGUCGGCCGUGGUGAGCAAGUCUGUGCGAUGCUCUCAGAACGCUUCCCCGCCGAGCUGCGGCGUGCUGGCUUGACCACUGCACCACCGCGAGCUGCGCAGAGCACUCAGUGGUCGCUCUUCGGGCAACUGCAAGCGGCGCACUCGGCGUACAAGCGGCUGCCGGGUGGGAGGCCUACCUGGGGAGUGGCUGGUGCAGAACCCCAACACCAGGAGCAACUCACAGCGGCCUUGGACGCUCUUGAGACAGCUCUAGCUGCAAGUGCCAGGCAGACAGCGAGUCCAUCCUACUUCUUGAACGGCUCCAAACCCAACAUGAUCGACCUCAUGCUGUUACCCAUGCUGGAGCGUGUCGAAGCUCUACUCUUGCAUCCCUUCCUCCAACCUUCCAGGCUUCACCUCAGCACCUGGCCCCGCAUCUGGGCCAUGCUGGCCGAAGGCCGCCGCCCCGGCGUGUGCUCCUUCGGCGAGCUGACCAGUGACGCCGAGACCCUGCUGGCCAUCUCGCUCCGGGAGGAUCCGGGACGCACGCCGUACACCGAGGGUGCAAGAGCUCCAGGGCCGCAGCUGGCAGCGGGUGCUGCUGAAAGGGCGGAGGCAAGGUCCUUGACCCUGCAACACUAUGCUGGACUGACUUGCCAGAGAAGGCGUCUUGAGACAGCGGCCUUGGGCUGGGGCACCCCAGAGCGGACGCAACAUCCUGGGAAGAACAUCCUGGCGUUCUCAACUUGCUCCCGCCGUAGCGAGCUGCGCCGGAGCGACGGUAGUGAGACGGCCUCCACCGGGGCGACGACCUUGGUCGCACGGCCGGCCGUUCUUCGCAUCGGCUUACCUAGGAGCCCUGGGCGCUUGGAUUGUGAGGUCUACGUCGCGGAUGGACGGCGCGUCACGGCGGAGGACUCUGAGGACCUCCUCGCAGCUCUGGCAGAUCCACUGCUGGGACGUCCCGAUGACCUCGGAUGCCCCGAUCCGUCGAAGAUCCGCUGCUCUGCUGCCUCGACGCCUGACACGGACCCCGCGAGCCCUAAGACGGGCACGGCGCCCCUGGGCAGUCCCGCUCGAGUCCGAGCACCGGACGGAGAUGGUGCCAUGAUGUCGGUGAGUGAAGCGAGCUUUACUUUGCUGAAUUUCCUGAUGAAUGUGGGUCAAUUCACCCUGCCCGUGCUCUUUGUUCGGCAUGGUUGGUCUGCAGUUGUGCUGAUUGUCAUAGGUUCCAUGCUUUGUGCCCAUACAGCGCUUCUGAUGGCAGACUCCUUGGUACAGCUCAUGCGCAGGGGUGUGCCAACACCAGACUAUGCUGAGUUAGCCGUGGCAGCUGUUGGGCAAAACUUUGCGCUGUUGGCACAUGCCUGUAGUAUGACAGAGCUUCUCACCUACAACUGUAUGAAUCUCAUAGCUCUGGGCAAGGGGGUGGUGUCGGUCUUUCCAAUGCUCAGCAUGGAGACUGCCAUGUGUCUUUGUAUAGCUAUUUCUAUUGGACUCAGUGCUGUGCCGGACCGACACUUUGCGUACAUUGCGUUAAUUGCAGCCUUGGCGAUUUUGGCAGCAGAAGGAACUUGCGUUUUGGGCGGCCUCGAAUUGCCGGAGUGGGAAGAGCCAGAGCUGCUCUUCAGCCACCCACUUCAGAUCCCAAGUUCAUUUGCGUUGAUCAUCUUCGCCGCUGGAACUCACCCCUUGAUCCCUUGUUUGAUGCACAACACUGGCACACGCGAAGACUUUCGCAGCUCGAUCCUGAUCGGUUGGGCAAUGUUCACGGCCAUCUCGCUGGCAUUGGGAGGAUUUUCGAUUCAGCCGCUGAUCACGGACAACACGGGCCGAGACUUAUCGCUCAAGACCGUGCCGGGAGCGCGGACGGUGCUGGAGACUGGGGAUGCUGUGCUGGGGCCCCUCAUCAAGGGUGCGAACCUGGUGCCCCCGAAGAGCCCGCCAGGGCGAGUUGAGGGCACCGAAGGUGAGUUGCGGCGUCGAAAAAGCGUCUCCGCGUCCACCCGGACGGUGAUGGCCACACGCCCGAGCUGCGUCCAGGCCAUGAGCAAGCGAAGCCUGGAAGAGGUGCGCAUGGCCUUGCAGGCAGGCGGUGGGAACCGGCGGGGCGGCAAGCCGCCAUGGGUUUACGCAGGAGCAUAUAAGAACAAUGACUUCCUGAACUCCACCGAGGUGAUGUUCUUCGGCUCCGCGCGGGCCAAGCCAAAGGACCAAUACGAGGCCGCCGUGAAGGAGGCAGAGGCCAAGGUGGCGGCCAGCCACGAUCCGGGCGACGCGAAGCUGCAGUCGGCGCUGACGCGGCUGAAGAAGCAGGAGUUCCUGGUCGGCAUGUUCGACGUGGUGCGAGAAACAUGCAGGUUGCUGACUCUUUGGACCCAGAACCGCGCCAAGCAGGGCCUGCCCGAGUACCACGUGGGCACAGGCGGAGGGCCUGGCAUGAUGGCGGCGGCCAACGAGGGAGCCGCGCAAGCGAAGGGGAAGUCUAUAGGCUUCGGGAUCUCAGUGCCCUUCGAGGACGGCUUGAACCCCUACGUCACUGAGAGCUUGGGUUUUGAGUUCCACUACUUCUUCACGCGGAAGUUUUGGAUGGCCUUCAAGUGCAUGGGCUUGGUGGUGGCGCCCGGUGGCUUCGGCACCUGCGACGAGCUGUUUGAGCUGCUCACCCUCAUGCAGACCGGCAAGAUCAAGCGGCAGUUGCCCGCGCGGGACUCAGCGGGCCGCCGCACACCGGAGAUCGUGCUCAUCGGCAAGAAGUUCUGGAAGGACUGCAUCCAAUGGGAUGCGCAUCGAGCCUCGGGCACGGACCGGACCGGACCGUUCGUCCAUUACGGCAUGAUCAGCGAUUGGGCCGGGACGCACGGACGGGGUGCGGUGCGAACCGGUGACUCCCAGCAGCUCCGCUUCGCGGACACCGCCGAGGACGAGCGCGGACGCUUCGGGCGGGUGGGCGGGGGUGUGGAUCGUCGUGGAGAGCUCGGCUCACGGAUCGUCGUGAGCCGGAAAAAGCUGGGCCAGCGGCGCCGCAGGGUGCCCUCGCUGGAGCUGUUGAGGAGAGAUGGGCUGCAGGCGGAUCUGCUCCUUUUGACGCAGAUCGCCGGUGGCCGCGCCGAUCGCCGGUGGCUGCGCAAGCUCCACGUGCUCGAAGAGGCCCGGCAACGAGAGGUUCUUCCCGAUGUGCAGCUGGUCAAUGUGGUCAUGGCGCAGGCCAUCUGGCACCUGGCCCUGCCCCUCUUACGCCACCUCGAGAUUGCGACCCCGCGCGCGCUCCGCCCGAGCGCGGUGUCGCUGGGCACGGCAGCGGCCCGCUGUGAUCGCGCCAGCAAGUGGAGGCAUUCCUUGCGGCUUUGGAGCCAUGCUGCUGAGACCACGCUGCCACGCAGCCAGACCACGGCCAACAGCGUCCUCAGCGCGCUGGCGCGAGGAGCUCACUGGACCCGCUCGCUGGUUCUCCUGACGUCGUCUUCCGCGGAUGCCAUGCGCACGGACCUCAUCACCAUGGGCUCUCUCCUCUCCAGUCGAAUUUGGCGUUUCAGUACCGCCUCGCUGGACUGGAUGGGGCUCCGAGGCCUUAGACCACAUUUGGGCAUUUACCAAGCCAUCCUCAGGGACAAGGUCAACAGAUGGCCCGACCGAUGGCAUGGUGCUCUCACAGUGCUUGCCACGGCCAGAAGCUCUGCACUGCAGCUGGACGAGGUCCUGGUCAGCACCGCGCUGCGCGCGUGGCGCCACGCGGUGGACGUGCCGCUGACGCUGCGGCGGCGGGGCCUCCGGUGCGAUGCGGUGGCCGUGGGCAGCGCGGUGCGGGGCUUUGCAGAAGCCAGGCGUUGGAGGUGUGCCUUGCACUGGGCAGAUCGCGCGGACCUGAAGGAUGUGACGGCUGUGGUGGGCAGUGGUGUCACCUGGACGCAGGCCCUCGCCAUCCGGACGAGAUCUGCUGAACGAGCAUGUGACGCCCUGUUGGACGAAAGGGUGGCCCGUGCCUGCGCCGCAGCUGACGCUUGGCACCACGCUUGGCGCCUGCGGAACGCUCUCCUGGCGCCCUGGACCUUGGCGCUCGUGGCGCUCGCCUCGUCGCGCGUGGAGCCGGUGGCGUUGCUCUGCGCCAGGUCUUGGCAGUGGCGGACCUCGCUGGCACUGGGUGGUGUGGCCGGGGCAACGCCAGGGCAGUGGCAACGGAUCGUGCAGGACUUGCCAUCUGCAGGUGCCCUAGCCUCGCUGGCCACGGCGCGUCGCUGGCGAGAGGCCUUUCAAGUCUUCAAGCGCCAAAGGAACUCGCCCAGCCGGACCGCAGGUCGUGCGAACUGGGAGCUGGAAGUCUUGGUCUGGAACGCCGGCAUCGUGGGGAACAAGUACUGGGAGAGCUCCCUGCUGAUUCUCAGAGACAUGGAGGUGGCACUGGUGCGAAAGGACCUCGCUACCUGAUCAGCUACAACUCACCUUCUCAGCGACCUGAUCAGCCCGAUUCGACCUGAUCGAGGCUUCGACGCCACGAGGCAACGAGGCCUUUCCCCCGA
Molecule: messenger RNA, 4980 nt
Organism: Durusdinium trenchii
Lineage: Eukaryota; Dinophyceae; Suessiales; Symbiodiniaceae
Source: the annotation of a GenBank genome assembly